AUGACAGGCGGCUUCGAGUUCAACAGUUUUUCAAAAGACAUACACACCCAGCCGACGCAAGAUCGUGCUAAUUGCGUCCAAUCCUUCCACGAGCUACUGUCUGGAAGCAAACUAAAGAUGGCCUUUAACAUCUUUGAAAACAAGGAACAGACUGCGGUCUUCUUCCUACUCAUCGUAUUCACGCCUAUAUGCAUCCUGGUCACAUGUUUGCGGUUUCGCGCUUCGCAGCUUACGGGGAGGAAAGUUGCUGUUGAAGACUGGAUGGCUUUGGGCUCUCUGCUCUGUUUCCUUGCCUGGGCCAUCUCUUCUGCUUUCGUACUCAAGCAUCUCAAUGGGCGUUCGGACUUCAUACAGCUUCCCAUCGACGAGGCCAAGUCGGCUCUCAAGAUUCUGGGCCUCGUUCAAUUGGCUUAUUCGAUCACCGUCAUAAUUGUCAAUGCAUUCCAGUGUCGGCCAGUUCAAAGGUAUUGGGACAUUCUCCUAACCGAUGGUUGGUGCAUUAACGUCGGCGCAUUUUUGGCUGGAGCCGAGAGUAUCAACUCGGUCAUCGACUUCUCCAUGGCUCUCCUCGCCGUUCUCAUGCUUCGUGGACUUCAAACGAGUGCGCGCACAAAAUUGAGUCUGUCGUUCAUUUUCAUUCUCGGAGCUUUUGCUGGAGCGGUCGGUUUCAUCAAAAUUGGCCUGGCAUUCAACGUGACCAUCCACAAUCAAAUAAUGAUGGGGCUAUGGUCCACGGUUCAACAGGCCUGCAGUGUGAUUUGCUGUUGUGCGAUCACCUUGAAGCCACUCUUUACGCAGAAUGAGUUCUUUUCCCGACUGGCCUCUAGAUUCUCAAGUCGUGGGAGCAAGACCAAAGCUUCUUCACACAAGAGCCAAGAAUGUCGCCAAGGCUAUGUUGAUAUUGAGGUAUCUGGUGGGGCGAGGAACUCUAAUUCGACACUGAAGCCCGAUAGUUUGUACGCCACACAACAGGACUCGAUGGGAUAUCCGAUGAGAACUGUCAAGAUCGAGCAGACUUACGAGCACGUUUAG
Diaporthe amygdali is the source of this 1032-nucleotide messenger RNA. RefSeq lists its product as uncharacterized. Lineage: Eukaryota; Fungi; Ascomycota; Sordariomycetes; Diaporthales; Diaporthaceae. The transcript is spliced from 6 exons. Bases 1 to 1032 code for a protein of 343 amino acids. The record is from RefSeq and is a predicted model, not a curated record.